Molecule: messenger RNA, 2035 nt
Organism: Sesamum indicum (sesame)
Lineage: Eukaryota; Viridiplantae; Streptophyta; Magnoliopsida; Lamiales; Pedaliaceae
Product: putative 26S proteasome non-ATPase regulatory subunit 3
Biological process (GO): ubiquitin-dependent protein catabolic process; regulation of protein catabolic process
Cellular component (GO): proteasome regulatory particle, lid subcomplex; proteasome complex
Molecular function (GO): enzyme regulator activity
Source: RefSeq, a predicted model, not a curated record
CUUCGGUUCAUCAGCCUCAACUCAUCACAUUUGGGGCCGUCGGGUGUUCGUCACUCUACUACUCCCUUUUUUGGAGAAAAGAUCCUCCAACCCAAACAAGCCUUACAAUUUUAGGGUUUUUCUUUAAAAUUUAUCAGAAAAAAAUCAUCGAAUCUCCAGCCAAAGGAAGUAAUCCAAACCCUCUUUUCGCAGCGUUUCAGAUCAAAUCCUAUUUCAAGAACCACUUUUUUCACUCAAUUCAGAUUUUGGCAAAAAUGACUCAAGACGUUGAGAUGAAGGAGCAGCAGGCCGCCCCAUCCAAUUCCCUUUCUUCGACUUCGCCCUCUACUCUGCAGCAUUUGAAAGACAUAGCUGCAUGGAUUGAAACGGGAGCUUACACCCGGGAGGUUCGGAGGAUUGUGAGGGCUAUUCGGUGGACAAUCCAGCUGAGGAAAAAGCUGAAUGCUUCAGUGCUUUCUGCGUUUCUUAAUUUUUCACUUGUGCCUGGAUCUGAGGUGCAUUCUCGUUUGUCUUCAUAUGUUCCUAAGGAGGAUGAGCAGGAUAUGGAAGUGGACACUGCAACAUCUACUACUCAAGCUCCUGCAAAGCAUUCCUUGCCUGAACUUGAGAUCUAUUCCUAUUUGCUUGUUCUAAUAUUUUUGAUUGAUCAGAAGAGAUACAAUGAGGCUAAGGCUUGUUCUUCGGCCAGCAUUGCACGUCUAAAGAACCUUAAUAGACGAACUGUUGAUGUCCUGGCAUCCAGGCUCUACUUUUACUACUCUCUAAGCUAUGAACUUACUGGUGAUCUUGCUGAGAUACGAGGGACUUUACUUGCUUUGCACCGGACUGCAACUUUGCGGCAUGAUGAAUUGGGGCAGGAAACUCUUUUGAAUCUGUUGCUGAGGAAUUACCUCCAUUACAAUUUGUAUGAUCAAGCAGAGAAACUGAGAUCGAAGGCUCCGCGUUUUGAAGCACACUCAAAUCAGCAGUUCUGUCGAUACCUCUUUUACCUUGGCAAAAUCAGGACAAUUCAGCUAGAGUACACUGAUGCUAAAGAGUCCCUCCUCCAAGCUGCCAGGAAAGCACCUGUUUCUGCUUUAGGUUUCCGAAUUCAAUGCAACAAGUGGGCUGUGAUUGUCCGCUUACUGCUCGGAGAGAUUCCAGAAAGAACUGUUUUUAUGCAGAAAGGGAUGGAAAAAGCUUUGAGGCCCUACUUCGAGCUGACAAAUGCCGUUCGGAUUGGAGACUUGGAGCUGUUCAAAACGGUGGCUGAGAAGUUUGCCAGCACUUUUAGCUCUGACCGAACAAACAAUUUGAUUGUCAGGCUACGGCAUAAUGUCAUUAGGACUGGUUUACGCAACAUUAGUAUUUCAUACUCCCGGAUCUCACUUGCUGAUGUUGCUAAGAAAUUGAGAUUGGAUUCUGCAAAUCCUGUUGCUGAUGCUGAAAGUAUUGUAUCUAAAGCAAUUCGAGAUGGUGCAAUUGAUGCCACAUUAGACCACACUAAUGGAUGGAUGGUGUCAAAGGAGACUGGGGACAUUUACUCCACAAAUGAGCCUCAGAUUGCAUUUAACUCAAGGAUUGCAUUUUGCUUGAAUAUGCACAAUGAAGCAGUGCGUGCCCUUCGAUUUCCACCAAAUUCCCACAAGGAAAAGGAAAGUGCUGAGAAGAGAAGAGAGAGACAACAGCAAGAGCAAGAGCUUGCAAAACACAUAGCUGAGGAGGAUGAUGAUGAAUUCUGAUGAUAAGGGUCAUAUGCUUGCAUUGUUGGUUUGUUUCUGAUGUGGUGUGCCAUGAUUAUCAAUUUUUUUUACAAGGAUUUCUCUCAGAUUGGCGGAGCUACUAGCCUUCUGUAGCCUCUCGCCUUCACUGCAUGCUGGUAUUAGCUGGUCUGGCCCCAAGUAUUUGUUGGUUACUUCUUUUGGACUAAACCACAAAAUGACUGCUGUAUUUGUUUAAGAACUCCUAUGACCUAAACUGGAAGUUUUAUAAGGAAUCAUACUUGUGUUGAACAUGAAGCAAAUUUGUGCACAUUUAAUUUUUUCGGAGUACAUUA